UUGGGAGGAGACAGGAAGAAAGUGCUUACCAUCCCGAGCUUGGGGGAUAGGGUUCACGUUUUAAGAAAGGUAAAACAUUUACCUGUGCCAGUGUACGGUCCUUCUUGCAAAGGAAGGGAAGGCACCAGGGACCAUGAGUGAGAAUGGCCCUCGAACAGAGGCGCCAAUGUACUUCGAGGUGGAGGUGGAUCUACUGGAGCGGGAAGACGAAGAGGAGGAAGACAAGAUCCGCUACGACAAGGACGACGACCUGAUCGCCGAGCCUUCGUCCUCGUCUGGUCGCGUGUACGACCGCACCACGGUGCUCAUCGAGCGAGACCCCAUUCGUCUGGACGAGGAAGGCGAAGAGGAGGGCCACUGUGGUGGCGAUGAAGACGGCGUCACCUUUUUAACUGAGGGGGAGGGCGACGCGGAUGAGGAGGAGGGCUCUCUGGCCUUUAUGGCCGACCCCGACGGCAUGUCGCAGGGUUACGUGCACCACACGAUCUCUCCCGACCAGAUCCAGUUCACGAUAAACCCGGGCUCCACCCCGAUGCCGCGCAACAUAGAGGGCGCUACGCUCACCUUGCACUCUGAGUGCCCAGAGACUAAGCAGAGAGAGGUAAAACGCUAUCAGUGCACUUUUGAAGGCUGCCCUCGGACCUACAGCACAGCAGGAAACCUGCGGACACACCAGAAAACGCACCGAGGCGAGUACACCUUUGUGUGCAAUCAGCAGGGCUGCGGAAAGGCCUUUCUCACUUCCUACAGCCUGAAAAUCCACGUCCGUGUUCACACGAAGGAGAAGCCUUUUGAGUGUGACGUGCAGGGCUGUGAAAAGGCCUUCAACACGCUGUACAGGCUAAAGGCACACCAGAGGCUUCACACAGGAAAGACAUUCAACUGUGAAUCUGAAGGAUGCACAAAGUACUUUACCACCCUCAGCGACCUGAGGAAGCACAUUCGCACUCACACUGGGGAGAAGCCAUUUCGUUGUGACCACGAUGGAUGUGGGAAAGCCUUUGCUGCAAGUCAUCAUCUAAAAACACAUGUACGAACGCAUACGGGGGAGAAGCCAUUUAACUGUCCGAGCGACGGCUGUGAAAAGAAGUUUAGCAGCCAGUACAGUCUGAAGAGUCACAUCCGGGGCCACGACAAAGGACAGCCCUUCACCGUCACCAUCACCCACCCACACUCUGAAGAUGCAAAUCACUCGCUGUGCCUCAGUGACUUGAGUCUCCUCUCUACAGACUCGGAGCUACGAGAAAACAUCAAUAAUGCUCAAAACUUGGACCUCAACAAUGUGACUCCUAUAAAGAUCUUUGAACUCAUGUUCCAGAGUCCUGAAAAUAGCAUCAGCCAAGAUGAUCCCCAUCCCAUAAAGGAUUUAGGCGAGACCUUCGGUGUAGAGACCUCUGCUCAACCGCGAGGGACCGAUGCCUCGCCUGUAAUCCCUUUCUCCGUCAACCCUACCUCCUCUUCAAGCUGCUCCAAUAACGCUGCUGUCUUGGAGGCUUCUUCCCAACAUGUACCGAACUCCUCCUCUCAGGCCCACACUCCUGUUCCUGUCACCGUUGGUGUCAGCUCCACGCAGAAUCCCCCUUUCAUGCAAGUAAGUGGGGCUCCGCAGAUUUCAGACGUGCCUCAGGCUCCCGUCCAAGCGCCAAACCAUGUCACCUCUCAACACUAUGUGGCACUGCCACCGACAUUCCUGCAGUCAGAAAGCGCCACUCAGACUUCUCCGCCGCCGCCGCCACAGCCCGUCUCGGUUCAGCCUCCAGCGGCUCCAGCUCUGACCUCCGCAGCUCCAGCUUCUGCAGCCUCCACAGCUGACGGCCUCUCAGCUGUGGCUCAACCCGUGCCUUUGACCAACUGCGCUGUCACCAACACUGUUCCCGGUCAGGCCACGAACCCUGCCACCAUCACCAUAGCUUCGACUCCCAGCGUGCUGCAGCCCGGCCUCGUCAUGUCGGACCAGAACCUCCAGUGGAUCCUGAGCAGCGCUGCCAACAGCCAGCAGAACCCUGAGCAAGCAUCUCAUCAAGGAGCUCCAAAAGUGGAAAAGCUUUUCUUUACUACAGCCAUACCAGUCGGAGGAAAUGCUGGUAACUCGGUCCAGCAGAUCGGCCUCAGCCUGCCGGUCAUCAUCAUCAAACAGGAGGAGUCCUGCCAGUGCCAGUGUGCCUGCAGGGACUCUGUGAAAGACAAGACUGCAAAGAGUGCCUCCUCCAUCAUUUCAUCCCCUUCACAGCAGCAAGCUGCAGAGCCCCCUCCCCAGCCGUUAUCUGAGCCUCCAAACAUUUCAACCACUUCUUCUUCUUCUCCUUCUUCUUCUUCUUCUUGCUGCCUCCCCAAGUCUUCCUCCAAGGUGGGUGAGCCGAGGCCAGAGGCCCCCUCCUCUUCCUCCCCCUCCGCUGCAGCUCUGAGUUUCUCCCCUAUAGCGGGCAGCGGCGCUACCAACCCACCGCCGUCCGACGGCUUAGCCAGCAUGGACGUCUCAGACUUCCUGUCCAUGCAGAGCCCCGAGACGGCCGCCAACUUCGAAGCGCUGCUGCUGGUUGCGGAUGACUUAAACAUAACCACUGACAGCGGUCACUGAAAGGAUCGUCUUUUGAGCCGGGCACAACACGUUUCUCCUAUUCCAGCCCAAAGCUCGAGCAGCUCUUCAAAGCGAACGCCUCACCCGUCACCCUGUAUAGUUUGUGCAUGUAAAACCCUCUGUCUGUGCAGUGCAUUCUGUUCUGUACGGCACUGUGUGGCAUAUAUACAAACCUGUACAAACUAGGAACACGUCUUUUGAUUUGCUCUCAUCGCAGUAGCCGUGGUUAGUUUGCUUACAGAGAUUUAGCAGCCUUUAGGGAAAUUUAAUUCUGACAAGAAGCCGUUGAUCCUUUUGUGGAAAACAUUACCUGUAUAUAUUAAUCCUAUCGAUGGCGACUCUUGAACUGAUGAAAUAACUGUUGUCAAGGCACUGAUAAUAUAAAAAGGUCUCCGAGGUUGUAGAAAUGAGCAGAAAGGAAAAAAAAAAAAAACUGUUUAUCUUGGUACUGUACCGCAGGUCCUCUCAAACGCCGCUUCAAAUUGAUAUGCAGCUGACCAGAAUGCACUGUAUAUUGGAGGAAUUUGCUCUAUUAUUUUGAUUUAAAGCAUAAUUUAGCUUGUAUGAAGUGGUUUUCUUAGUAUUUAUGUUAUUGGAAAACUAAUGUAAUCAGGAAAAUGUGAUUGCUAAUUGAGAAAAGAACCUAUGAUCAUCUCUGCCUGUCUUUUUUUUAAACGGCAUUAAGUCGAUUGGUAAGUUGCCUCUAACUUAAACUAACUUUUGUAUAUGUUAAUUUAUUUAAAUGCUUGAUUCUUUUAUUAUGCUGGUAAAACUACUUUAUUAGAGCAGAAAAGUAAUCUAAUUUAUUUCAAUCAGGUGUGCUUUUAAGUUGAGCCUUUUAUUUCUCCUUAUUUGGUUACUGAAAUGCUUAACGAGUUUAGCUGAAAGCAAGUUUGUGAAAAAGAUUAACCUCUAGUUUAAUGCACAGGAAGGCGAACCGCUUAGGAUCUGAAAGAUAUGACCACACUUAGUUUACAGCUACUGUCACCAUCCCAUGUUUUUUAGGGCCGUGACCCUCUCAGGGACGCAUCAAGUCAUAACUGAUCCCUGUUCCCUGAGUUCGUUAGACACGUUUCCUUUCACCAAAAGGCUCACACUUGCAGUAGCCCUAUGUUUUGCUGCACUCUUCCCUGUUUUUUGCACACUUUCUUGUAAAAAUGAAAAAGAAAUUCACAGCUUGUGAGCUGAGAGGCGACACCACUACAGACUUUUGUAUACAACUGCUGUAAAGUAGCAUUUAGAAGCUGGUGUCUGAAGACCGUGUAAAUAGAGUACAUUUUAGUGUAAGCAUAUUUGAGAACCUUGUAGAUUCCAGGAUUUGUAUUUUUGUAUAGAAAUUUGAGCUCAGAGUUUGAAGCUGAUCUAUCGUGCAUCCUUGCAUUUCUUCCCCCCACCCCAACCACAUUUAUGUAGAACAGUUUUGAGUUUUUGCUGUGUUUAGUUGAAUUGUUCUAUAAGCAACUGGGCUUGUGUACAGUCAUCCUUUGUAACAAAAUAUGUAACUUAUAGCCUGUUGGUAAAGAGUAUAAUUUAACAGUAUUUCACAUGGGACACAAUGCAAUGACGACAGAGCUAAGGCAUUAUCUCCUGCAGCUUUUCGUAUAGAAGCUCCUUGGCCUUACAAACCAUUCUGUAAGCCUCUUUGCCUUGAUCAUCUCUCCUUCAGACGUCAAAAGCUCAACAUUUUAUCUCCUCUAAUCUCCUUAACCAGAUCAUUUGGCCAAAACCGUAUAGGUUUAUUUAGAUUU
Messenger RNA from Fundulus heteroclitus (mummichog), 4326 nucleotides. Its product is annotated as metal-regulatory transcription factor 1. The record is from RefSeq and is a predicted model, not a curated record. Gene Ontology annotation, biological process: central nervous system development; positive regulation of transcription by RNA polymerase II. Bases 134 to 2578 code for a protein of 814 amino acids. Gene Ontology annotation, cellular component: nucleus. Gene Ontology annotation, molecular function: DNA-binding transcription activator activity, RNA polymerase II-specific; RNA polymerase II cis-regulatory region sequence-specific DNA binding. The transcript has 11 exons. Lineage: Eukaryota; Metazoa; Chordata; Actinopteri; Cyprinodontiformes; Fundulidae.